AGUCGUUCAAAGAUAACAUUUAUUGUGUGUUGAAGUUGUGAGAAAGGGGAAAAUAGAAUGGUGGAAUAACUUAUGAAGAAUUAGAAAGGGGUGCGGCGUGUAUGAUUGGCUAACUCUGGAUUCGAUCACCGUUCAACCUCGAUCGUCAUCCAAGCAUAAUUAAGAGCAGAGCACGUGACGAUUGACGAGAAAGGUAACGAAUCUGAAUAGGAAUCGGAAUGAUGCAGUUGGUGAGUGCGUUAAUGGUGACUCGGAUGUUGACUCGGGAUCACUCGGUCCCUCUCCUCGGCAACGAAAGCAUACCUUUCGGAUCGGUGUGGUGGUUCGUCUAUGCUGGCAUCUCCUGUUUACUUGUCCUCUUCGCCGGCAUCAUGUCUGGUCUCACCCUCGGUCUCAUGUCUCUCGGCCUCGUCGACCUCGAGAUUCUUGAGCGCAGUGGUUCUCCUUCUGAGAAAAUGCAAGCUGCGGUCAUACUUCCUGUGGUUAAAAAACAACACCAGCUUCUUGUCACUCUGCUUCUCUGUAAUGCUGUUGCCAUGGAGGCUCUUCCCAUAUACCUAGAUAAACUCUUCAAUCAAUUUGUUGCUAUCAUUCUUUCUGUAACUUUCGUUCUGUUUUUCGGGGAGGUUAUUCCUCAAGCAAUUUGUAGUAGAUAUGGUCUUGCUGUAGGUGCCAACUGUGCAUGGCUUGUUCGGAUUUUAAUGAUUGUCUGUUACCCAGUUUCUUAUCCAGUUGGAAAGGUUCUGGAUUACCUAUUGGGACAUAACGAGGCUUUAUUUAGGCGAGCUCAGUUAAAAGCUCUUGUCUCCAUUCACAGCCAGGAGGCUGGGAAAGGUGGUGAGCUAACACAUGAUGAGACGACAAUUAUCAGUGGAGCACUUGAUUUGACUGAAAAGACUGCUGAGGAGGCUAUGACUCCUAUUGAAUCAACAUUUUCUUUGGAUGUUAAUUCAAAGUUGGACUGGGAAGCAAUGGGAAAAAUUCUAGCUCGAGGGCACAGCCGAGUUCCCGUCUAUUCUGGAAAUCCAAGAAAUAUUAUUGGGCUUCUUCUGGUCAAAAGUCUUCUUACUGUACGACCAGAAACAGAGACCCCUGUCAGUGCUGUAUCCAUCCGGAGAAUUCCACGGGUUCCAUCAGAUAUGCCUCUGUAUGAUAUACUGAAUGAGUUCCAAAAAGGCAGUAGUCAUAUGGCUGCUGUUGUUAAGGCCAGGGGAAAAGGAAAAGAAACUCCACAAAUAAUUGAUGAAGAGAAAAAUGAAGAAAACAAAAGUACUGAUGGGGAUUCACAGUUGACUGCUCCGUUGCUACAGAAACAGGAUGCAAAAUCAGGGAGUGUUGUUGUUGACAUCGACAACAAGCCGUCAAGGCUUCCCAGCAUUAAUAGGCUAACUGGUUUGCAACGUAGUGAUGGAACAAAUGGUCCCUCUUCGGAAAAUAUUGAAGAUGGUGAAGUAAUUGGUAUUAUCACAUUGGAAGAUGUAUUCGAAGAACUUCUGCAAGAAGAAAUUGUGGAUGAGACAGAUGAAUAUGUUGAUGUUCAUAAGAGAAUACGUGUUGCUGCAGCUGCAGCUGCUUCUUCAGUGGCACGAGCUCCAUCAAUCCGAAGGUUGACUGCUCAGAAGGGAACAGGAGGCCAAAUUAAGACAGGGCAAACUCCGAAGAAAUCUGCAGAGGAAAAUGGAUUGAAUUUUACAAGGUAACAAGGCCCGUGCUAGAUAAUGAAACACUGAGGGGUUGCUUUUAUGUCAGCAAUAUGAUGUUGAAAAAGAAGCCCAAGAUAGUUUCUUAGUCAUUUGAUAUCUCAUGUAUCAAAAUUAUUAACUUCCCUUUUUGGAAGGGCUUAAACGGAUGUAUUGCUUUCUACUAUAGUAGAAGCUUAUUGAACUAGAACUGCAUCCGUGCUUGCUGCAAUUUUAUUUUCGAUCCAAAACGUCUUUUUUAUGUUACCUAAAAGAAAUCUACGUCAAAACUAAUGUUUUACGAAACAUUUAACUGUGAAAGAAAUAAAUGACUCUAAUUGGUACAAGAAACACAAUCCAGUGUACCCCUUUCCUUUCUUGUAACAACUUGGGAGAGCAGUUAUAAAGAGUGCCCGUCGGUGUUAAAUAUGAUGUGAUAUUUGAUUAUUUAAAUUUUAAUGGAACACUUUACGUUGUCUGC
Abrus precatorius (Indian licorice) is the source of this 2160-nucleotide messenger RNA. Its product is annotated as DUF21 domain-containing protein At4g14240-like. The record is from RefSeq and is a predicted model, not a curated record. The transcript is spliced from 13 exons. Gene Ontology annotation, cellular component: intracellular membrane-bounded organelle. Gene Ontology annotation, biological process: magnesium ion homeostasis. Bases 219 to 1700 code for a protein of 493 amino acids. NCBI's taxonomy places the organism in Eukaryota, Viridiplantae, Streptophyta, Magnoliopsida, Fabales, Fabaceae.